UUAAGGCCUGACAGUCGUCUUUCCGCUGGCGCAUGCGCGGAAGGCGGUCCUUCUCGCUCUCUUCUCCCGAGCAGCAGUUGUUGAAUGUGGCCACCCCCAACAUCCCUGAAUAUGUAUACUUGUGCAAAAUUCAUUUCUGCCUCCACCCUGGUGAGGAACAGUUCCACGUUUUUGUGCAGGCCUCUCUCUGCCUCUGUGCUGAACAGACCUCAAGUCAGGACAGAUAAGCCCUGCUGCCUUUCAGGUUCUCAAAAUGCAGCUUUGCCACUGUUGCAUCGGGAGUUCCAAACAAGUGCUGUGUCCAGGGACAUUGAUACUGCCGCCAAGUUUAUUGGUGCUGGCGCUGCAACCGUGGGUGUAGCUGGCUCUGGUGCUGGCAUUGGAACAGUAUUUGGCAGUCUCAUCAUUGGCUAUGCCAGAAAUCCCUCACUGAAGCAGCAACUCUUCUCCUAUGCCAUCCUGGGUUUUGCACUCUCUGAGGCCAUGGGGCUCUUCUGCUUGAUGGUAGCAUUCCUCAUUCUCUUUGCAAUGUGACAAAACCAGAUGCACUACUUGUGACAUGAUCUUCCUUUCUUCUCCGUGUUUAGUCUAAUGUGUACACUGAGCUGAGCAUUUUGUGGGAGAGAGGGGAAGCCCACCUGUAACCAAUCCUCCCUGUUCACUGGGGGCAAGUGAAUAAAUACAGCAUUGGUAUACAUUU
Messenger RNA from Python bivittatus (Burmese python), 700 nucleotides. It is a transcript of the gene ATP5MC2, whose product is annotated as ATP synthase membrane subunit c locus 2. The record is from RefSeq and is a predicted model, not a curated record. Lineage: Eukaryota; Metazoa; Chordata; Lepidosauria; Squamata; Pythonidae. Gene Ontology annotation, molecular function: proton transmembrane transporter activity. Gene Ontology annotation, biological process: proton motive force-driven ATP synthesis; proton transmembrane transport.